AUAAUCCAAACAGUUCCACCACGCAAAAGACACCUGUUAGUAAAUGUUCAUGGAACUGAUAACUGAUAAGUUUCCUUCCGGAACGAUUUACCGUUACGCACGCACCGGGAUCAGCUGUGAUCAACUGCCUGUUUUCUACGCGAUUAAACCUUUAAUCUGGGUGGAAGAUGCCUAAGAAAAAGACUGGCGCUCGUAAGAAGGCUGAGAACCGAAAGGAGCGAGAGAAACAGAUUCGAGCCAAUAAAGACGUUGUUGAUGUGGCCAAACACCCAUGCAAUGCAUCCAUGGAAUGUGAUAAUUGUUACAUUACCUUUCCAUAAUAUUUCAUAGAAUUAUUAUCUGUUGGCAGGCGACAAAAGAACAGGGCGUUCUGCUAUUUCUGUGCUUCAGUGCAGAAACUUCCCAUGUGUGCACAGUGUGGCAAAACGAAAUGUAUGAAGGCUUCAGACUGUGUCAUAAAACAUCCUGGUGUUCACAGCACUGGAAUGGGCAUGGUGGGGGCCAUAUGUGACUUCUGUGAGGCCUGGGUUUGCCAUGGAAGGAAGUGCUUGAGCACCCAUGCCUGCUCCUGCCCUCUUUCUGAUGCAGACUGCAUUAAGUGUGACCGCAGCGUUUGGGAACAUGGUGGACGCAUUUUCCGCUGCUCUUUUUGCCACAACUUCCUGUGUGAGGAUGAUCAGUUCGAACACCAGGCGAGCUGUCAGGUCCUGGAAGCAGAGACUUUUAAAUGUUUAUCUUGUAAUCGUCUCGGUCAGCAUUCUUGUCUCCGAUGCAAGGCAUGUUUCUGUGACGAUCACGCUCGAAGCAAAGUGUUCAAGCAGGAGAAAGGCAAGGCUCCUCCGUGCCCAAAGUGUGGACAUGAAACUCAGGAGACCAAAGAUCUCAGCAUGUCCACCCGAACACAUAAAUUUGGCCGGCAGAGUGGCGCUGAUGAAGAUGAUUAUGGUGCGUCUGGAUACAGCUCCUAUUGGACAAAUCAGGAAUCUGGAGGGGGCUACAAAGACGAGGAGGAUGACGACUUUGACGAUGAUUAUGAUGAAGAGGACGAAGAUGAAGAUGACGAUGAGGAGGAGGAAGACAACCCAGAGGUGGAGGACUCUCUCUCAAAUCUGAGUUUGGGAGCAAGUGGAAAGACCCAAUAAAAAUGCAAUUUGUAGAUGGGAUUCAGAAAUUCAGAUAUAGGUGUCAUCUAAUAACGUGUCAGAUAUUUGGCCUUUUACCUAAGGUUUUCUGCAUUGCAUUGAUAUGAAUGUGUGCAUAAAUGUCUGACGUUGUCACCUUUUUGAAUUUUAAAUAUAUCUGAAGAAAUGUUUUUAAAAGUCUGUUGUUUUUUGUAUUUAUUUAAUGGGAUUUGUAUGCCUCUUCAGAUAACAAUAAUGCAGACCAGACCCAGCUUCUCAGCUUUUAGUAU
This is a messenger RNA of Sinocyclocheilus rhinocerous, 1411 nucleotides long. It is a transcript of the gene noazfp, whose product is annotated as zinc finger protein 330. The record is from RefSeq and is a predicted model, not a curated record. NCBI's taxonomy places the organism in Eukaryota, Metazoa, Chordata, Actinopteri, Cypriniformes, Cyprinidae. Gene Ontology annotation, molecular function: zinc ion binding. The transcript is spliced from 10 exons. Gene Ontology annotation, cellular component: nucleus.